Gigantopelta aegis is the source of this 1599-nucleotide messenger RNA. RefSeq names its product immunoglobulin-binding protein 1-like. NCBI's taxonomy places the organism in Eukaryota, Metazoa, Mollusca, Gastropoda, Neomphalida, Peltospiridae. The transcript is spliced from 10 exons. Gene Ontology annotation, biological process: regulation of dephosphorylation; regulation of signal transduction. The record is from RefSeq and is a predicted model, not a curated record. Gene Ontology annotation, cellular component: cytosol. The coding region runs from base 62 to 1135 and encodes 357 amino acids. Gene Ontology annotation, molecular function: protein phosphatase 2A binding.
CCUCCUCUAAUAGUAGUAAUUUUGUGUUUUGCAUUUAACCGUGUCCCGACCAGUAAGCAACAUGGCUGAAGGCAUUGAAGCGAUGGGUGAUGGACCCAAGCUGUCUGCACUGUUUGAAGAGAUCUGGGAUGUUUAUCAGUUUAUAGAAAACUGUCAAGAGCCUUUAGCUUCAGACGGUGUUCAGGGAAGACUACGUAUUGGAAUUCAGAAGGUUGAACUUGCCAUAAGAAUGGUUAAUGAACUGGAACUUUUUAGUAAGAAUGAAGAUUUGGAAGAAGUUGCCACCAAUGAAAUAAAAUAUAUGAUACUGCCAGCUCUACUGGGCUAUCUGAUCAAUCAAAAAACACAAGAAGAACGAAUUAACAUUGUCCACAAAGUCAAGAUUUUUUUCAACGACUACCUGAAGCUGAUUAAGAGCUAUAAAGUUGUAGAUGUGAAGAUUCCGGAAACGUCAGAAUCAAACGGAGAUGUAGCACCUCCUGGUCCAUCAUCCGGUGCGAUGAAUCUAAUCAAAAUGGCUGGCAAUCGGCAGGCGAAGAUUAAGGAGUUCAUGGAGCGGAAAGAGAUGGAGAGAAGGCUGAAUGAACUGCGGGAGCAUGUGGAGCAAGAGCAUAUGGACGAAGACCUCAAGAGAGACUAUUAUACGACACUGCUGAAGAAGUGGGUGAUCAUCGCACGCGAGGAGCUUGAUGCCGUUUCAUAUGAAAUUCCAAUUUUAGAACAUCGAGAGAAGUUAAAGCAAGAGAACAAAGAUGCGACUCCCACAGCAUCCGACCAAGAAGUGAAAACUAAAAAACAGGGUUUCCGUCCAUUUAUCCUGACAAAGAGUAUGCUACAGAAGGAAGUGUUUGGCCUUGGCUACCCAAGCCUUCCGACAUACACGUUGGAUGAGUUCUUCGAUCAGAAGGUCAAGGACGGCACAUUCAAAGUAUCCAAGUCUGAUCAGGGGCCAAUGAGUCUACAGGAGCGAACCAGCAAUCCAGAACAAGCUGCCAAAGAGGAUGAAGAAUAUGAUGCAGAAAAGGAGAGAAAGAUUGAAGAAGAUGACGAGGAUGAAUUAAAGAAAGCAAGAGAAAUGGAUGAAUAUAAAGAUGACCAUCGGCGUGGUUGGGGAAACAGAAUGAACAGGCUUUGAGAAGAACUACAUCGAGAAAUAUCAUUCUAUUGAGGGCUCCGGCUGUUGUUCAUAACUGUUGCCAUUUGCUGACCAACUAGCGAACAUGGCUAUUAUCUAGUCGAUGUGGCAAGAAAAAAUUUCAAAUUGGAUAUUAAAUGACCUUUGGGUUAGAACCCUGUGAACAUUAACAUUGAUAUUAUGAUGAUGGCUUCAAGUUGGGUGUAAAGCAUCAUUAUGUUAUAGGGUCUUAUUUUAUCAGUCCGUUACUGGUUGGAAAAUUACCCGUCCAACCUGAGGGGACUUCAGGUUUCAUCUCUAUCCGUCUGUCUGUCCAUUCAUCUGUCUGUCUGUCCAUUCAUCUGUCUGUCUGUCCAUCCAUCCAUCUGUCUGUCUUUCCGUCUCUGUCCCACAUAAGAUUUCCAUAUGUUUAUGUUCACACUGAAAUUUUGUGUGUAGCUUUAUGAAGUAAAGUUAUGAAUCAA